Exophiala aquamarina CBS 119918 is the source of this 783-nucleotide messenger RNA. RefSeq lists its product as uncharacterized. NCBI's taxonomy places the organism in Eukaryota, Fungi, Ascomycota, Eurotiomycetes, Chaetothyriales, Herpotrichiellaceae. The transcript has a single exon. The coding region runs from base 1 to 783 and encodes 260 amino acids. The record is from RefSeq and is a predicted model, not a curated record.
AUGCCUUUUACGUUGAGCAGAAGAAACUCCUCUGCGUCCAAAGUCUCAUCCAGAUCCGACUAUGAUACGGUAAGAUUCUCCAACGUGUCUCGGAUGAGUAACCAACACACACCUCCACGGGUCCCAUCAUUGCCUCCAACAGCACCAGUACGGUCGUCUAGCAGACCGGAGAGAGGGCUCCCACAAAGUCCAAGGUACGACAACGGAACGGGCGCCCUUGAUCCGCAGCUGAUCCGUGAUAACCAACUGCCACCACAUGUGAAAACAGCUAGGGACCUGUAUGAAUACCAAAAAUUGAGACACUCUCAGCAAGUCGAACAAUCAGGACCCAGUCACUCUGGCCAGGUGAGUCCCGUCGACUCUGGAUCGUCUUAUUCCGAGCGGCAUUCACUUGCUUUGUCAUAUCGACCUAGCCAAGAAUCCAGCGGUCGGUCGAUUGCGCAGUCCUUCGACAUACCGCGGUCGCUAGCAUCUAGAAGACCAGCAGCGACAUCCUUCGAAAUCCCUCGACCGCAGGUCCACAAGACACCAAGAUCUGCAAACCCAAUGAUCCGCGGCCUGAGAAAUGUGUACACCAUUCAGGCUGUCUCUCAUAUCCUCCCUGGAGCCACCCAAAAAAAUCCAUAUGAAGGACAUUACCUGCUCCGUGGCACGCUGAGAGAUAUCCCUGGCGAGCCGGCAGAGAAAAGUGGCUGGUGGAGGAAGAAAAAUUCCAAGAAAGAAGCCGCAAGUGCCCCGGUGAGAGCCAUUAAUAUCGAAACCAGCGGUUGGUAUUCGGACUAG